AUGGGCCCUGGCCAUCAGGGGCCCGGCUUCCUGGGGCGGCACAGCAACAUAUAUGUCUACGUCCCAAACCUGAUAGGCUAUGCUCGCGUGGCUGCGGCGGUGUUUGCCUUUGGCGUCGCGCUGCGCGACCCCGGCGCCUGCGUGCUGGCCUACUUUGCCAGCUUUGUGUGCGACGAGCUGGACGGCCGCUUUGCCCGCAAGUUCAACCAGUGCUCCACCCUGGGCUCGGUCCUGGACAUGGUGACCGACCGCGUGGCCACCACCUGCCUGCUGGCGGUGCUGGCGGUGCGCUACCCAGCCGCGCACCUCCCCUGCCUGCUCCUCAUCAUGCUCGACAUCUCCAGCCACUGGUUCCAGAUGUACAGCACUCUGGCCAUGGGGUCCGCCACGCACAAGGACACCAACAGCCGCAGCUUUGUGGUGCGGGCAUACUACCGCAGCCGCUUGUUCAUGGGCUUCUGCUGCAUCUGCUGCGAGGUGCUGUACCUGGCGCUGUACCUGCUGAGCUGGCGGCAGUACCAGGCGCCCGCCCUGGCGCUGCCCGCGCUGCUGCAGCGGCUGCCUCUGCCCCAAGCCGCCGUGAUGGCGCUUGUCGCGCUACCGGGCUUUGCCGUGAAGCAGGUGGUCAAUGUGAUACAGCUGCGCACCGCGGCGCAGCAGCUGGUGCGGUUUGACCAGCAGCAGGAUUCCAGAAAGGCAAAGCGCUGA
Molecule: messenger RNA, 708 nt
Organism: Chlorella variabilis
Lineage: Eukaryota; Viridiplantae; Chlorophyta; Trebouxiophyceae; Chlorellales; Chlorellaceae
Exons: 6
Coding region: 1-708 (235 amino acids)
Biological process (GO): phosphatidylinositol biosynthetic process
Cellular component (GO): membrane; Golgi apparatus
Molecular function (GO): CDP-diacylglycerol-inositol 3-phosphatidyltransferase activity
Source: RefSeq, a predicted model, not a curated record